Pecten maximus is the source of this 1907-nucleotide messenger RNA. RefSeq names its product titin homolog. The transcript has 9 exons. Gene Ontology annotation, biological process: transcription by RNA polymerase I. Bases 221 to 1756 code for a protein of 511 amino acids. The record is from RefSeq and is a predicted model, not a curated record. Lineage: Eukaryota; Metazoa; Mollusca; Bivalvia; Pectinida; Pectinidae.
AAGGCAGCGAAACGCUUGUAUGGCAUAGGCGUGAAUAACGAGUGGCACGUGGUGGGAAAGCAGUUUUCCGUAAUUCCUCCAAAUUCAACAGGCGUAUUUGAGGUGAUUCUAUGUUAUGCUUUACAUUAUCAGUAGAAGAACUAGUUUCGUUAAGGUUACGGAAUUCCACAGAUAUUCCCAGCCCGUGCACCCGCGGGCACGCCAUUGAAAAUAAAUCUUGAUGAGCCAUCUAGAAGAAUUACAUUUCAAAGGAUUCAGCCCACUUCGUACACCAGAUGUCCUCAAGUUUGUGAAACAAAAGCACAAGAAAAAGCACAAGGAACAUGUUGGUAAAAAUAUACAGCAUGAAAUAUCAGACAGCGAGACUGAGAUAACUAAAGACAUCUUAAAGCUGGCAUCUAAAGUGUCCGGGAAAUUGUCGGAGAACAGAAAAGACAAAUUUGCAUUCCGGAGUUCUGACCUUCCCGUUGAUAUUGAUAUUACUCCUGAAAGAAAGAAGCGUCUCGAUGCCAGACUGCACGGUGAAAAUCACGAAGGUGUUUCUGUGGAAACAAGCUCCCAGCUGAAUAAUAGUCAAUCUGAGACACAGUCAGUCAGAAUGCAACAGAAAUCACCGAAGAAACAUAGAAAAAGUAAAUCUCAUACAAUGAGUGACAAUGAAGAUGGUGAUGUUCAGAAGGUGUCAGAUGAUGGAGCUGAGGAGGAGGAAGUAUGUGGAUCACCGAGUAUUUUAUCAGGAAUGGACAACACCCUGAAUAAGAGUUCAUCAAGGAAAAAACAUAAAUCUCAUAAAAAGCACAAGAAAAGGAAACAUAACGACGAUAGUAGAAAUAUAAGUGAAUCGUUAACAGAACAAGGUGAUCAUGAUAAGUCUGAUGUGAUUGAUAGUUCACCAGAGAAACCAAUCAAAGUGAAAUUGUUUGACAAAUCCUCUCCACAGGAAAUGGUAGAUGAGUCGCCCCUGAAACAGUUAGGCAGGUCACCCCAAAAACAAUUAGACAAGUCGCCUCGAAAACAGUCAGACAAGUCGCCUCGAAAACAGUCAGACAAGUCGCCCCCCAAAAAAGUAGAAGUGUCUCCCAAAAAACAAAUAGACAGGUCGCCCAAGCAAAAGGAGACGCCUGGGAUGACAAGAUAUCAAAAUGGCAAUCAAAGUAUUGUUUCUGACAGUGAAGAGACUGAAUCUAGUGAUAAUUUGGUGACAAAUCAAUUGUUGAAGUAUAAAGUGCCAGAGAAUUUUAACAGCAGCAGCCAAACCACAAAGUCACUACUUAGUACAGAGGUUGUCCAGGGGAGCGAACUCUGGUUGAUCAAGGCUCCUAGUGAUUUUGAUGUGAGAAGGCUGAGUGGACAAGAAAUAUCAUUGGACAAGAUAAGUCAUCUCCAGACUAAGGAUGUUGUCAUGGACACAUUUCCAGUGCCAGGGGACAUCAGUGGAGUUUCCUACUGUCCUAUAUUACCCAGUAAAAAGUCCGGGAGGAUGUCCGUAGGUACAAAAUUCUGUGGUCAACUUCAUGUCACGACUAGUGUGGAUGUGCCUUCCCUACCCAAAGUAAAAGUCCCACCACCGCGACACAUCGCCACCCCAGACAAUCUGAAACCGCGAUAUAUACCCUUUGGAGCUAAUAUCUUGGUUAACAGCCAUUCAAAAACACAAGUGAAGCAUAAAAAGGCAAAGAAACGCAGGCAUUCUGUUGAUGAAACAGAUGAUGUUCCAGUACAACACAAGAAGAAAAAGAAGAAGCAUAAGCAUUAGGAAUAAAUGCAUUUCAUUUUUGUUUGAGAUGUUGAAGCAAUACUUGCUGAAGUGAAUAUGGAGUAAUAUAAUUGAUGGUACUCUAGGUGUUGUGUAGGGUGGAAUGUCUGACAAUGAUGGAUAAGUGUACAAAAUAAAACUAUGUACAGAA